AUGGCCAGGCAGAACUUUAUAGGCCUUGUGGUUUCACAAGGUAAGAUGGAUAAAACUGUCAAAGUACGCGUAGAGCAAAUGGCGUAUAACACAAAGAUUCACAAGUCUUUGUUCAAGAGGAAAAACUAUCUUGUUCAUGAUGAGGGUAACAUUUGUAAAGAGGGAGAUAUUGUCAGAAUUGAAGCCACAAGACCCUUGAGUUCCAGAAAGCAUUUUGCUGUAGCAGAAAUAAAAAAGAAUAAGGGUCAGCAAUUUGCGAAAUACGAAGAAGAAGCUACCUUGAAGAUUCAGAAAGAAGAGAGAGAAAAGACCAAUAGCUUUCUUCAACGAAGAGAGGAUAAAAUCAACCAGAAAAGCAGCAUAGUACAGGAUUUGAAGGACAUCGAAAAGCUGUGCCAUGGUUCAUCUGAACUUACCGCUGAAGAAGUCACAAGAAUAACACAAUUAAAGGAAAAAUAUGGUGUUACCACAUGGCCUCCAAACAAACCGAUUGUUGACCUGGACAUUAGAUACCUGGCACAGAAAAUUACUGACUUGCGAGUGAAGAUCAGUAGGGAUGACAAACUUGUUGAGCUGUUUGAUGGUACCAAAGCUAAUGAAGAAAAAGUUAACCGUAUACUCGCCAAACUGAACAAAGAUCCAACUUCCAAGAGAAGUAUAAAGAAGAACUUAGUGAGGAAGUUUUUGAGUGAUUCCUCCAUUGAAGAUAAAGCAGAGGUAGGACUAUAA
Molecule: messenger RNA, 729 nt
Organism: Komagataella phaffii GS115
Lineage: Eukaryota; Fungi; Ascomycota; Pichiomycetes; Pichiales; Pichiaceae
Product: Mitochondrial ribosomal protein of the small subunit
Exons: 1
Coding region: 1-729 (242 amino acids)
Biological process (GO): translation
Cellular component (GO): mitochondrion; ribosome
Molecular function (GO): structural constituent of ribosome
Source: RefSeq, a predicted model, not a curated record